GCCAUUUUGCUGCUCAUCAUAUUGGUGUGCGUCUGCAGUCAUUUGGCCCUGAUCAGGCUAUUGGUUAGUGAGUGCAGAGGCCUAACACAGGUGGCUAGCAUCAUUGUUGCAGAAAGCAACAAAUGGUGCCCCGUGUGAGGUGCGUGUGAGGCACAGACUGUGUUCUGAUGCUCUCUGCGCUGCUGUGAGCUGUGGGGUGAUGCUGUAGCAUGAGAUUUGGGGUGACGCCCAGCCUGAGUGCCCUGAGGAGAGGGGAGCCUGCAGAAGACGACUGGGGUGACGCCCUGCAGAUCGUGGCGAUGACGAUAGUGCUGGCCAGCAAGUAGAACCUGAGUUGCGGUGGGGUCUGGGGGGACAACAGGACGCUCACAGAGGACCUGUGUGGACGGCGGCGUCAAGUGUGACUUCGUGGUGACAGCGACGGGCUGAUCAUGGAACAUAUUCUUAAGGUAUUGUUUCAGUUUUGUAAGGAUUACUUUGGCAAGUAUGCUCCCUCUGAGAAGGAUAUCCACGCAGUUAUUUCCCGGUUAGAAUGGGAGGGGGAGGUUAAAACCCCCCACGAGAUCCUUGAUCACUGGAGGUGGGAUGAUCUCACCUCUGAGUUCGCGCAACAUAUUAUGAGUGCUCAGGAUGGCGGGUGGGAGUUAAAAACUUGGGAUCUGAUACUGGGGGCAUUGAAAGCGGCCAGAGUAGAGGGAAAGGUAUUGGUGGAGGCUCGAUACCUUUUGGAUCUUGGCGGUGGAGGCGAGACACCGGAUCUGGGGGGGUUCGAUGGGGGCUCGGGAGCAGUUUCUUGCAGGGGCCGAGAGGAGACGGAGCCGCCAAUGACCGCUGGCGAGAUGGCGCCGGCUGAGCCGACCGCGCUCAGUUCAAAAGAAGACAAACAACAAGAGAGUGAAUGUUCGUUGUCUCGUCCCCCUCCUCUGUAUCUGGACCUCUCAGGCGGAAUGUUGUAUCCUUUAUCAGAAUUACGUCAGUGUUACCUGACUCAAAGGGGUGGAGGAAGCUGUGAUCUACAGGGGAAGGAUCAACUUAGUGCCCACAUGGGGAGGGACCAGACAAAAGGUCCGUCCAAUGGGGACAGGGGGCAUAGCCUACCGUCUCUGGUCACUCACAGGGGCGGUAGUGUAAGUGAUAGCGUAGAGGAGAAAGAAGGGACUGGCUUUGAGUGCAGGGGGAGGGAUCAAAUGACGGACUGGAAUCGGAUUAGAUCGGAGGCUGAGGGGAAGGGUAUAGUUCCAGAGGCAUUCCCAGUGAUUGUGCGAGUUUUCUACAGAAAUUCUUCGUUGGCAAACCGAAGCCAACUCCAGAACAACUGAGGGACAGACGAUGGGAUCAAGAACCACUCAUCAAGAGGAGCACUACACCUGCAACGCUGACACUUCCAAUGUUGCUGACGUUGAUGGUGUCCCUGGCGAUUACAGCAUGUCGCAAACAACUACAAUGGAUGCAAGAACAUCUGCAGAAGAUUAAAGAAGAGCAUGAUCCCUUUGAGAACUGGCUGAACAGACUGUUUGGGGGAACGGGUUCAUGGUUAAAGCAAUUGCUUAAGGUUUUCGCAAUAGGGUUUGCAAUCUUUGUGUGUAUUCUAAUCUGUCUUCCAUGCUUUGUAGGAUGCUUGCAGAACUGCCUUCAACGAAUGAUGGACAAGACCUUUGACUAUCGAAUUGAGUAUCAUUGAUUGCGUGAAAAAUUAUAGAGGGGUUUAGGUUGUUGCGUUCAUGCUGUAACGGGGCAAGGCUUGGCUGAGCACGGGAAAGAAUUCCCUGUUGCUCUGAUGAUUGCUUAAGAAUUGUAGAAGAAAGUAGUAGGAAUAGUGUGCUGAAAUAUAUUUAGGAUUAGGCAUUUUGCGCUGCUUCGCAAUGUACGGGUUAGGCGUGUGUGCAAGUAGUAUUUAGCUUAGGGAGGGGGAGAUGUUGUAGUAGGCAUCUUGCGGGGGUACGGGAUGUACGGGACAGGCCUCUCCCUAAGCAUAGAGAGACAGUGCUGUCGUGCUGACCUUGAUGCAGAGAAAACAG
Gallus gallus (chicken) is the source of this 2018-nucleotide messenger RNA. RefSeq lists its product as uncharacterized. The transcript is spliced from 2 exons. NCBI's taxonomy places the organism in Eukaryota, Metazoa, Chordata, Aves, Galliformes, Phasianidae. The coding region runs from base 432 to 1319 and encodes 295 amino acids. Gene Ontology annotation, biological process: viral process. The record is from RefSeq and is a predicted model, not a curated record.